CGCUGGGGGUUCCUCGCGCGCGCCGCAGGGGGGAGAAGAGCCGGCCGAAGCGCUGUGUGUGUCAGUGUUUAUAUCAGAAACAUUAAAAAACCGAAUCAGUCUCCGGUAAAAACGAGUUCUGAUCAAAAACAAAACACCCCUUACAGUUUAUUUUGUGUUCUCGGAGCUUCUGUGACCACACAGCCGUCCGCGCGAGCGCCGUUUCUCGUUUUUUUUUGCAUCCCACAUCCAGGUGACCUGAAAGAGAUGGUGAUGGAGAAACCGAGCCCUUUGCUCGUAGGGCGCGAGUUCGUCAGGCAGUACUACACACUCCUGAACAAAGCGCCCGAUUACCUGCACAGGUUCUACGGGAGGAACUCGUCGUACGUGCACGGCGGUUUGGACGGCAGCGGGAAACCCGAGGAGGCCGUGUACGGUCAGGCUGAGAUCCAUAAGAAGGUGAUGUCCCUGCAGUUCAGCGAGUGUCACACUAAGAUCCGACACGUGGACGCUCACGCCACUCUGGGGGACGGCGUGGUGGUGCAGGUGAUGGGCGAGCUGUCCAACAGGGGACAACCCAUGAGGAGGUUCAUGCAGACCUUCGUCCUCGCACCUGAGGGUUCUGCAGUGAACAAGUUCUAUGUUCACAAUGAUAUUUUCCGCUAUGAGGAGGAAGUUUUUGGAGACUCUGAGGCUGAGUUGGGAGAGUCUGAGGAAGAGGAGGCAGAGGAAGAGCAGGUGGAGACACACACUUCUCCUGAACCUGCACAGGACAGCACACCUUACUACGAGCCUCCACCAGUCAGUAAUGGCGUGGAGGAGCAGCAGGAAGAGGCGGGGCCUGAGGCGGAACCAGAACCCCAGCCUGAGCCCGAGGCCAAUCAGGAGGCAGAGGCGGACCUUAGCGCUGAGGGAGAGCUUCAGCCUGAGGAGGUGGAGCCUGAUACAGAAGAGAAGCUUCCAGAAGAGGUGGAGGAGAAACCCCCGACUCCUGUAUCAGCCCCGACUCCGCCCCCUCAGACCCCUGAACCGCCCAAGCCAUUCUCUUGGGCCUCGGUGACCAGUAAGAAUCUGCCACCCAGCGGCUCUCUGCCCACCUCUGGCAUCCCGCCUCACGUAGUGAAGGCCUCCAGUGUACCGCCCAGAGUGGAGGUAAAGCAGGAUUCCCAUGCUCCGUUGCCUAGAGACCAGCGACGUGAGAGACCUGGGUUCACGCCACGUGGCCCUAGACCGGAUGGUGCUUCAGCUGAGGCCCAAGGUGGGAAACCUUACUUCGGCUUUAAAGGUCGUGGGGACUCGGAGGGGGGUGAGGGUGAAGGGCGCAGGACCGUGCGUCACCCCGACAGCCAUCAGCUGUUUGUGGGAAAUCUUCCCCACGACAUCGACGAGGGAGAGCUCAAGGAAUUCUUCAUGACGUUCGGGACGGUGGUGGAGAUGCGCAUCAACACGAAGGGUGUUGGAGGGAAACUGCCGAACUUCGGCUUUGUUGUGUUUGAUGACUCUGACCCUGUGCAGAGGAUCUUGGCAGCCAAGCCAAUCAUGUUCCGCGGUGAGGUUCGUCUGAACGUGGAGGAGAAGAAAACCCGCGCCGCCCGAGAGCGUGAGACCAGGGCCAGCGGAGACGGUCGCCGUGGAGACCGUGGUCCCAGGGGCAUCAUGGGUAACGGGAUGGGGCGUGACCGAGACGGGCGUGGCCCACCCCAGUCCUCCUCCAGGCCCACGAUUGGUUCGGGCCGAGGCAGCGGAGAGAGCCGAUUCGCCGGGCCGCGUCGCUGAGUGGGCGGAGUCAUCCUGAACUGCGCUCGCUCUCUCUCUCUCUCGUCACAUCAAUGGGCCGAAAAUUUACAAAAAUAAUUUUUUUCCUUUACUUUCUUUGUUUUUUCCGUUUCCUUUUUGGAAUGUGACCGGCUAUCAUCAUCAACAACAACAACGACGACGACAACAACAACGACGAUAAGAACCACCAUUUGAUGUGAAAGAUAAAAAAAGCAGAACUUUCUCUCACACACACACUGAGUCGUUUCGAAAAUUCAUCGCUUUCUAUUUUUGGGUUUUGUUUUUUUGGUUUUGUUUUUUUUCUAUAAUUUUUUUCUUUGCAAGAAAAAGGGGGCGUGGCUUAUUUUCUGUAGAACAAAGAGAUGGAUGUGUGACAAAGGGGAACUGUUGAAUCACACGUUUUAUAAAGGACAUGAACGUCAACGCUUCGGGGAAAAAACGGAAGAGAAAAAAAAAACGCUCACUGUACACUUAUUUAUUUUGUUAGUUAAUAAACAAAACAGUGGUGGUGCCUUAAACUGUUCUCUCGCCCGUCUCUCUCUCUCUCUCUCUCUCUCUCUCUCUCUCUCUCUCUCUCUCUGUGUUUCAUCCUGUGAAAGACAAAAGGACUAAACUCAUCAGGACUCGGGCAUGUGCCGAUAUUAAAUUAAGCGAUAUUGCGAUAUUAUUGUUUACUGGACCCUCGGCAGCAUCUCCUUCGGGACUCGACUUCAUCGUAAGUGAAAGGAAUUAUGGGAUUGCCUCCAGUGGGACGGACUCAGGUGCUGCUGCUUUCACAGAUCCAAAAUACGGACCCUUAAGAAGACACUGUUCAUGUUCUGCGUUCCUAAAAGACGGACUUUAUUUCGGGAGCCAGCAUUUAUUUUUUAUUUUAGUUUAGUUUUUUUUUUUUUUUUUUUUUUUUUUUCCCCUCUCCUCGUUAAAUAUCGUGACGUGAUCGAUGAUCGGCACAUGCCUGGUCACGUGGAACAGUUCGGCUGCAAAUAAAACGUGCGCUGUUAUUUCUUUUCUUUUUUUUUUUUUUUUCUUUUUUUUUUUUUUUCUUUUUUAUUAUUAAAUUCAAAAGCUCCGUUUUGGAUUACACUAAUGCUAAUAUAGCUAACAGUUUAUACUGGUUAAUAGCUACCAGAUUAGCAUUAUGCUCACCUCGAAAGACAUCAUUUGUACAUAAAAUUUCAUGAAAUCGCAGAUUGUCUGUCUUUUUUUUUUUUUUAAAUAUAAACAAACCAAAUGUUUCUAAUGUUACAAGCCCUGUCUUCAAGAUAUAUGCCCCGCCCCCAACCUGAGUCUGAUGUACUGAUAAAGAAAGUACGUCUUGGUGGAAAGAAAAAAAAAAAACUACCGUUUUACAUUUUUAUCUCUGUGACGUUGUUUUUGUCGAUGUUUAUAGAUAAGUGUGUCGUGCAAUGCGUCAUGCUAAACUGGUAGCUAUAAGAGCGCAUUACUUGUUAGCUACAUUAGCCUCGUAGCUCCGGUGUGAAACUUGGCUGAUCGAAUGUAUGCUGUGUACGUUUCGUUUUGGGCUGAACCGUUCCUUUAGCUCGUUGCUAACAGCGUGUGUGAUGGUAAGGCAGUGUUAGCGGUACUGAUGAUUUCAGAUUAGUACUGUCUUUACGAUAGCGUACGUGUUGUUUCUGAUUUUUGUUUUUAGUUUGAGCGCGGCUUGCUGAAGCAGAGCUUGUUUUCCUCCCUGCAGUAUUCCACACUGACUUUAUUUCCUCGUCACAAACCACUUUGCACGGCCGGUUUAUGCUUUUUUUUUUUUUUUGGUUUGUUUUGAUACAGCGUUAUAUAAAGCUAGCACUUUUUUUUUCUCUUGCUUUUUGUUGAUUUUCAUUUUGUUUCCCCUCCUCCUCCUCCAGCCUGUAUUUCCGCUCGAGGUCGGGUGUUGAACUCCCGUUGGCUUCAGCAGGUUCCGUCUGAAUGUGUUUUCAACUUUCAAUAAACUACUGAUGAUCUGCAAA
Messenger RNA from Pangasianodon hypophthalmus (striped catfish), 3719 nucleotides. RefSeq names its product G3BP stress granule assembly factor 2b (gene g3bp2b). The transcript is spliced from 13 exons. Gene Ontology annotation, molecular function: mRNA binding. Bases 247 to 1755 code for a protein of 502 amino acids. NCBI's taxonomy places the organism in Eukaryota, Metazoa, Chordata, Actinopteri, Siluriformes, Pangasiidae. Gene Ontology annotation, cellular component: ribonucleoprotein complex; cytosol. The record is from RefSeq and is a predicted model, not a curated record.